Cajanus cajan (pigeon pea) is the source of this 1548-nucleotide messenger RNA. Its product is annotated as oxysterol-binding protein-related protein 4B. Gene Ontology annotation, cellular component: membrane; cytosol. The record is from RefSeq and is a predicted model, not a curated record. NCBI's taxonomy places the organism in Eukaryota, Viridiplantae, Streptophyta, Magnoliopsida, Fabales, Fabaceae. Gene Ontology annotation, molecular function: sterol binding.
AGUACCGAGAAAAGUUUUCUCGAAAAUGGGUAAAAAAUUUAAUGUGAAAACGCAACCCAUAUACUAUAUAUAUAUACACAUUGUUAGGCCCAAAUGACGCAGUUUGUAAUUUCCUUAUUCUAAAUCAAUAAGUGGCAAUAAUUAUUGAUUAGAGUACAUACACAAUUUGUCUCACACCUCACUUCUCUCCAAUUUGCUGCUUCAAUUCUUCUUCUUGCUCAACUCGAUCACAAUCGUAUAAGGUUAGGGCGAUAUGGAGGCAACGAAAGGAAAGAAGGAAAGUAAAAUUGUUCUGACGAAACCCUUCUCAUUGGAGGGUGAAUCAGAUUUAGAACCAGCUUAUAGUUAUAGAGCCCCUAAUCUCCUACGUCGUUUGUUAAGUUUACUCAAAAAUGUGAGGCCAGGAUCAGAUCUCACACACUUCCAGCUGCCACCUGUGUUUAAUUUCCCAAAAUCUCAACUCCAAUGCUAUGGUGAAUCGGUGUACUGCACAUCUUCCAACUUGCUGAGCCAAUGCAACAGUGGGCAGAGUCCACUGGAGAGGUUCACCUCUGUGGUAGCAUGGAGCAUAUCUACCACACGCCCUACAUCUUUUGGGGUAGCUCCCUACACUCCCACUCUUGGUGAGACUCACCAUGUUUCUAAGGGCAAUCUUAAUGUGCUACUAGAGCAGGUUUCACUCAACCCUCCAGUAUCGGCCCUCCAUGCAACAGAUGAGAAGGAAAACAUUGAAAUGAUUUGGUGCCAGCAACCUGUUCCAAAGUUUCGUGGUACAUCUAUCGAAGCUGAAGUGCACGGUAAACGGCUGGUGAAGCUCCUAAAUCAUGGAGAAACAUAUGAAAUGAAUUCUCCUCACCUUUCAAUUAGAAUUCUUCCUGUUCCUGGGAUUGAUUGGGUUGGGAAUGUUAAUAUAAGGUGCCAAGAGACUGGUCUGGUGGCUGAAAUAUCAUACAGAUCAAGUCCUUCUUUUUUAGGAUUUGGGGGAAAUCGUAAAUUGAUCAAAGGGAAGAUUCUUGACACAUCAUUGUUCAAAGUUCUAUACGAAGUUGAUGGUCAUUGGGAUAAGACUGUUAAAGUGAAGGAUACAAAUAGUGGAGAAGUGAGAGUGAUAUAUGAUGCGAAAGAAGUCAUUUCAGGGCUCAAAACUCCUAUUGUUAAGGAUGAGGAGAGUGUGUGGCCAACAGAAUCAGCCCUUGUUUGGAGUGAGUUGAGCCAAGCUAUUAUGAACAAAGACUGGGAGAAAGCAAGAGAAGCAAAGCAAAGUGUGGAGGAAAGACAGAGGAAGAUGUUGACAGAAAGAGACAUGAAAGGAGAAGGUUGGAUUCCAAAGAAUUUUAGGGUGUCUUACUGUAAGGAGAGGUGGGAAUGGGAUUGUUCACCCACUCAUAAAUGGGUCCCUACUGCCCCGAUCAUAGCAUAGCUCAGUAAUUUAUUGUUAUGUACCGUCUCAUCUAAAUCUUGAAUAGCCAAAAUCACGGUUAGACUGCCCAGGAAUUGAAAUAUUAUGCAUUUAUUUCUGGUUGGACACAAAGGGGUUUUUAAGAUUCA